Molecule: messenger RNA, 2740 nt
Organism: Fundulus heteroclitus (mummichog)
Lineage: Eukaryota; Metazoa; Chordata; Actinopteri; Cyprinodontiformes; Fundulidae
Gene: c15h1orf198
Product: chromosome 15 C1orf198 homolog
Exons: 6
Coding region: 3-1070 (355 amino acids)
Source: RefSeq, a predicted model, not a curated record
AGAUGGCCGCCGCUACCAUGGCGGGGCUCGACGCCCACAGGAUGGAGAAGAAGAAGUUCGAGUACUUUUCCUCCAUCAACUCCAUGGCCAAGAAGAUCAUGCAGGAGCGGGAGAAAAUCAAAGCGGAGUACGGCUCGUCCUGGGAGAAAAUGAGCCCGCAGGAGCAAGACAGCGCCAUUGAUAACAGCCUGAUGGACCCUCACAUCAGAGCCAGGUACGCCAUGCACAAGGUGGACCGUGAGGAGGUGGUCUGCUACCCGAAGCUGCUCCUCCAGACGGGUCAGAAGAUCGUCCACUUCGGCGAAGAGGAUAUCACAUGGCAAGAUGAGCACUCUGCCCCUUUCUCAUGGGAGACAAAGAGUCAGCUGGAGUUCAGUGUGACUUCAGGCUCGGCAGAUCAGGUGACGUCUGCCUCACAGGCCGACUCAAAAAACCCAAAACUUCCUCAUUCCGGUCAGCCUGGAAAGAGCGGAGGAGGAGUGAAGGUUCCUGUCAGCGAGCCGCGGCGGCCAGAGGAGGAGUCUUCCUUCUGGAAGAUCAGUGCUGAGAGGUCCAGGCUGGAGGGGGAGAAAGCUGAUUUCCAGUCCCUGACCCCGAGUCAGAUCAAGUCCCUGGAGAAAGGAGAGAAGCCCCUCCCCUCCUACCUCAGACAGGAGAGCUCUUCCAUCCCCAAGGAGCCUGAAGCUGCAGAGUCCCACCCUCCAGCUCCUGCCAAGUCCAUCAAGCAUAGAGCCCCCAAGCCUCCGGCCCCCCAGCCGCCCGUCCCCGUGGCUGUCAGUGCAACACCGGCGUCCAUCUCCAUCGCGCCCACACCGGCGCCGGCCAUCGGUGGCUCCUCGUCGGUGGCGGGCUGGGAGAGGUCUCAGAGCACCCUGCCGUCUGUCAGCAACACCCCCGAUGAAAUCUUUUCAUCUCAUCCGAUACCGAAGCCGUCCAAGUCCUCCGCGGCGGCAGAGAAGGAGAAGCCGGUGGAAGGUUCUCCCCCAUUGGACGUGAGCCCCACCUUUUCCCAGUUUAACACCAGCAGCAACAUCCUGAAGACUGGGUUCGACUUCUUGGACAACUGGUAAAAAGCCGCAGCGGAGAAGACGCCCCCCCCCCCCCCCCCGUCCCCCCCCAUCGUCACGUAGAGACGGACCGCACUGCCAGGACUACAGACAUCCACCUCUAGAUCUAAGAGACAUGCUCCUUUAAAACAACGUCUACGUCAUUGUUCUUGUUAUCAUCCUCUGUGGCUAUUUAAGACAUUAUCUCACUGCCUGUGUACUUUCGGUUUUUUUUAACCUUUUCUUUCACAUUUGAGCAUCUGUGCUUGUUUUCGUCUUGCUAUGUUACAAGUCUGGAUGCAUGACUACUAAACUGCUUACAGACAGAAAACACUAAAAGCAUGGCAUAAUUUAAUCCUAGACUAUCAACUACAAUUUAGUUUUCAUUGUGAUUUCUGAUUUUACUCUUAAGUGCUUUUAUUUCUAACUGUACAUGUUCCUGAUGUGUUAACCUUUUUAAGUUUUAGCGUUACAGCUGUGCUCAGUGCUGCAGGUCUGCCAGGAGUUAUGUACAGUUAUCCACAGACAUCCAAACAUAGAAGAAAUCCAGUUAUUUUUAAGGAUUUUGAGGAAAUUUACAGUAGAUUUAGUUUAAAAUGUAUUCUAAACUUAUUCCAGUAGGAUUGCAUCAGUUAUUGUUGCUCUAAAAAAACAGGAUAGAAAAGCUCAAAUCGUCUUAAUGGAUUGAAUCCUCAAACUUUAAUGGAGGCCAGCUCCGUGCGUGGAUUCAGCUCCGUGCCAACACUUCCUCACCACAUCACUCUAUCGGAGCUGUGUCCUCAUUAGAGAUCGGCCGAUAUAUAUCGGCCGAUAUUUGCGUUUUUGUCCUGUAUCGUAUCAGCCGCUACGCUACCGAUUAGCUGCCGUAUUCAGCAGCCAUGCCUUGAGAUCGCGUGAAGCGCACACAUCGCCACUCCUUCCCUGGCAGAGAGCGGCUGGUAAUGUAAGACCGGGUGCCAACAACAAGGGUAGGUUUACAACUUUUAAUGUAGUUUUAAUUAUCUAAUUUAGCUUCUCACUAUGAGUGGGAGGGAACGGUGGUGUUUCUGUAUCUAAAAAUCCACGAGCCGCCACUGCUGAGCGUGUUUUUGUUCCCGCAGUGAAUUAUGUAUCCACAAAAAAGUAAUUACCAAUCACCACAGCAUCUAAAUUUACAUAAAUAAUGUCCAUACACUGCAAUGGUGGUCAUUAUUGUUGUUUUUCUUCUUCUCCCCAUUGAACUAAAAGCUGACAAAACAAAGCGCUGUUUAAAAGGUACACAGAAAAAACUCACGUCAUGACUCUUAUGGCGGCGGUCAGAAGCUGAUUGUUAAUAUCAGCUGGUUUAAAAUCAAGCUUUGAGACUUGUGUAGCGUUUAUCGUUGUCGUUUUUAUCAUAUAAAUGGAGGAAGAAAGAAUAUCAGCCUGAAGAAUGGGCCCCUGAAAAUCGGCAGCAGACGUCUGGUGUCGGUUAGACUGAUGUCAGAAUAAUCGGUAUCGGCCUUAAAAACCUGGAUAUUGAUGGACAAUGAAACAUUUUCAUGCUGGUAAACAAACACAGAUGCAGUGACUUUGUAGUGUUUGUCAGACACUAAAUAUCUAGAGUACUAUUUUACUUAGUUUUAUAUUUAUCUGCUACUUUUAUCCUCGGCUUUAUGUGUACAGCGAGCUCACCUUGUGAGGUAAGAGAUUGAAAUAAAUUAAUGAAAUCUAAA